Molecule: messenger RNA, 1919 nt
Organism: Ectocarpus sp. CCAP 1310/34
Lineage: Eukaryota; Phaeophyceae; Ectocarpales; Ectocarpaceae
Source: the annotation of a GenBank genome assembly
AUGGAUGAAAUACAGGAGCUCGUUCGGCAGGUCGUGCGGCAAUGUGCUUCGCGUGGCGUCACCGUGUCCGAGGUGCUGGCUGCAUUCGUGGCAAGGACGGUGAUUCAAAAGCCGGGCUUGAAUGGCCAAGCAUUAUUCAGCUUAAACAGCCCCUUAACUCAAGAAGGGCUGAGCGAUUUGAUCGACCGGAGUGUUGACAGGCUGCUCGAGGUGGACUCCCCAUCACUAGAAACGAUGAAGAUGCAGGUUGCGGUGGACUCAAGCUACAUCUCCGAGGAAGAGGGUCUAAUGAACUCACACCAACGGCGAACAGCAAGAUUAAGGGAGAUGCAACGAACCAUAGCAACAAUGCGACCAAAGGAUGGAGCUGAUUUCGACGCCCUAACUGCUCUUCAUCGUCAGGUGCCUCUCAUACCCACAUAUUUUUAUUCCUUCACUGUAGAAAUGCCUAUCGUCGAUGUGAACAAUCGCAAACACUGCGUCCGUAGUUAUCCAUUGUCGCUGCGAUGCACGGCAGCAGCACAUCUCGGCUUGGGCUACGCCCGUGGGAUGAGCAUGCAGAUAUUUUCUUACCUUCUUCGGCAUGCGAGCGAUGAUUCAAGAGUAGGGCGAGAAGUUGAGCGGGAGGUUGCGGCUGCCCUCGAAAGUGUUUUCCCGCGCAUUAGCCUCAAAGCCUUCAUCAACCUCGGAAGUGAGGAGAAGUACGCUCAACUCGACGAACUCGCAAAUAUUGUUCUGGGAAUUCGGGUGUUCAACCAGCAUAUUGGUAAAGGCGGUAUCAACGUUCCAAACCCCGAACAAGAAGCUGCGACGCUCCUCCUAGAUAUGGGACGUGUGCUUUCAGACGAACUCGAACAGGCGCAGCAAACUUGUGCAGAACUCCAGCAAGUCAUUGUCCACAGUGAGUUGCGGCAUCCUCAAGGGGUUACGGCGGACAUGCUCAGCCGCUGGAAGGACGAGUUGACCAACAAGCGGCAAUACUUGUCGUAUUUGCAGAGCUUACAAGAAGAUAUGGCAGUGUCUGAUCGCAAAGUUAGUUUACUCCGCGACACCAUCAGGUCCGAAAUGCGCGAUUUGGAGGAGCUGGUGGGAAAUCGCGCAUCAGUUCCCAAGGAGCACGUUUACCCGAAGUUCUAUGAAAUUGCUACUCACUGGACGGCACUGUAUCGAGAGUACAAGGUAAUAUCCGGACGGACAAGAACUACAGACGUCCUCCGGGCGUUUCGAGAUUCGUACACCCCAACAAUUCGAGGGGGACUGGAUAUUCAAUCAGGCGAGCUCUCCGCUUUAGAGGAGAAUGCUCGGGCAGCCGAAGCGGCCGUUGGCAUCACCAGCACAAACGUGGAGCCGACAGGUGCAACAGAAAACAAGCCACCCCUAGGUGACACAAACGAGGGCAAGGAUGCCGAUGAGGAAGGGCGCAGAGGAGACACUAGCGACCAUAUCGAAGAACAGCCCGGACCAGGAGGGCAAGGGCCCGCCAUCGUUCGUCGUGAAGACCAGUCGACCGAACAGCCGGUGAAACUAUCUAUUGAAUCUACACCAGAGUUUAUGCAGCUGCCGCUGGAGUACCAAGGAUUUUGUUCGUGGACCAUCGUCAAGAGGCAAGGCUUGCUUCUUCCCGGCAAGCCUGAGCUCGGAGUGAUUCGGUACAAAAACCGAUUCUUUGUAUUCGCCCAUCAAGUCGCCAUGGCGACCUUCAUGACCGAUCCUGAGUUGUUCUUGAAGGCCACACUCGAGCGAUUCAUUCCCCGAGACAUGCAUCACUCGCAUGUUGCAAGGUGGUAAAAAUGGCAACGGCAAAGGUCGCCCCAGCCUUGCUUUGGCCCCUCCAGAAAAGCGUGAAGCUGGCACCGACACACCGGUGCACUUCAUCGAGAAGUGUAUCGACCCCGAGUAUCACUGGAACGAAUGGGUCC